Molecule: messenger RNA, 573 nt
Organism: Papaver somniferum (opium poppy)
Lineage: Eukaryota; Viridiplantae; Streptophyta; Magnoliopsida; Ranunculales; Papaveraceae
Exons: 2
Coding region: 1-573 (190 amino acids)
Source: RefSeq, a predicted model, not a curated record
AUGUUGGAUGUCAUUCCAUCAACUGAGGAAAUCAAGAAAACUCUGUUUGAAAUGGACCCUGAUAGCUCUCCAGGACCUAAUGGGUACUCUGGAAGCUUUUACAAAGCUUGUUGGCACAUAAUUCAAGAUGAUGUAGUAAAUGCAGUACAAUUUUGCUGGAGAAGAAGAUUCAUCCCAAAAGGCUUAAACUCAAAUUUCAUUGUUCUGCUUUCAAAAGUUGAAGGUGCUAGAUCUCCUAAUCAGUUCAGACCAAUUGGGCUCAGCAAUGUAAGUUUCAAAAUCUUUACUAAGAUCAUUAGUUCAAGAAUAUCUACUUUGAUGCAUAAACUUAUUUCUCCCCGACAAGCUGCGUACAUUAAAGGGAAAAAUAUUCAGGAUCAAAUUGCUCUUGCUUCUGAGAUGGUAAAUGAAAUGAAGAAGAAAAUGAGAGGAGGGCCAAAUGGCUUCUUUUCUGUUGGAAGGGGACUUAGACAAGGAGACCCAUUAUCUCCAACUUUGUUUGUUCUCAUAGAAGAUGUACUUAGUAGGAAUAUUUCAAAAAUGGUAGAGGAAGGAAAGAUAGCUCCAUGGUGA